CGGAGCGUUCCGGAGCCCCGGCCGGGCCGGGCCGGGGGUUUGGGUGCAGGGUUCGGGCCGGGCACAGCCCUAGCCCUGCGGCCGGCAGGCAGGCGCUGCCGGCGGGAGGAGGCCGCGCUCGGCGCCGGGAGCGGGGCACAGGCACGGGGGGGGGCACAGCGGGGUGACCGCGGUUACCGUGGGGUUAUUGGCGUGUUACGGGAGAGCUGCUGGCCUGGUGUGCUACUGAUGUGGAUCCUUCAGUUCAAUCCCCAGAGGGACCUCGGACAGCAGCUCAUGCAUCUUGCAUUGUCUUUUUGGAAGAUUUGGUCUUGGCUGCUUCCAGCUGUGUAACAUUCAGGAGAGUAGCCAUGGCCAUCCUGUUUGCAGUUGUGGCGAGGGGCACCACCAUCCUGGCCAAGCACGCCUGGUGUGGGGGCAACUUCCUGGAGGUGACCGAGCAGAUCCUGGCCAAAAUCCCAUCCGAGAACAACAAACUGACCUAUUCCCAUGGCAAUUACCUGUUCCAUUACAUCUGCCAGGACAGGAUCAUUUACCUGUGCAUCACAGAUGAUGACUUUGAGCGCUCCAGAGCCUUCAUGUUCCUGAACGAGAUCAAGAAGCGGUUCCAGACCACGUAUGGCUCACGGGCGCAGACCGCCCUGCCCUACGCCAUGAACAGCGAGUUCUCCUCCGUGCUGGCUGCACAGCUGAAGUACCACUCGGAGAGCAAGGGCCCAGACCAGGUGGCAGAGACACAAGCCCAGAUCGAUGAACUCAAAGGGAUCAUGGUCCGGAACAUAGACCUUGUGGCACAAAGAGGAGAGAAGCUGGAGCUGCUGAUUGAUAAAACAGAGAAUCUCGUGGAUUCGUCAGUGACUUUCAAAACCACCAGCAGGAACCUUGCCCGAGCCAUGUGUAUGAAGAACCUCAAGCUUACCAUCGUCAUCAUCAUCGUGUCCAUUGUGAUCCUGUACAUCAUCCUCUCAGCUCUGUGUGGCGGGCUGGCCUGGCCCAGCUGCGUGCAGAAGUAACUGGAGCUGGAGCUGCUCACCAGGAGAUGAGGCAGAGUGUGAAGAAGGAACCUCCAGAGUGACUCCCUCCUGUCACCAUUGCCACCUUCCAUCUCCCAUCCCUCCAGGACUUCAGACUUUUUGCCUUAUCACCCAGACAGACCCAGUAGGUCGCUGCUCCCGCAGCUGUGACCUCAAGAGUGGGCUGGGUUAAUUACUUGAAAGGAUUUUUGCGUUCCUUUUGCUGUCCCAAUGCCACCCCUGCUGAGGGUUCUGUGCAUGCUGGCCCCGUGUCCGUGUGGCUUCCCGUGGGUGGGGACAGGGUGGCUGCAGCUCUCCCACCUGGGAUGGAACUGUCCCACAAAGGACAGGGGACAGAUGGGUUAGGGGUCCCACAGAGCCUCUCCUGCACAUCUGGCCAUAUCUGGUGGCUCCCAGUGCUGCACCAUGGGGAGGUCACAGUGUCACCCUGGUAGGAACAAAUGGGGUCUGGGUUUUGUGCACUCACAGGUGGAGGUGCUGCUGCUGGGGUAAUCUCCCUGUUCCUGCAGUGAUCCUGCAGGCAGGAGGAGGGUAUGGGGUCACCUCAGCGUGUGCAAUGGCUGCCUCUUCAUCCUCACUUCUUCCGCAUCUCCCCCUGGGCUGGUGGCUGAACGGACACAGCAACGGGGCUGAUUGCACACGGUUCAGGAUCUGCUUCCUCACAGAUGAUUUCUCCUGCUCCUCUUUGGAGGGUGGACUGCAAUGAGUAUAAUUCUGGCACUGGCUACGGUGAAUUUGGGGCCAAUCUGGUUUGCUGAGGUGUCAGGGAGCUGCUGCUUGUGCUUCUCCUGGAAGGUGUGCACUGAAACUGGAGGACAGAGAAGGGUUGGAGUUGGUGGCUGGUGACUCUCCAAGGUCUGAGAGAGAAAGGCUCUGCCAGAGGAUGAAUGUUCUCCUUUGGGAGGAUUUCAAACCAAACCCAAGGCUGGUAACCAAAUGCAGGCUCAGGGGUGCUGUUUCUGUGCCAGCUGCACAUCUCCAUCCCAAGCCAGGCCUGGCUGAGGAGCUGGAGUUGCUGGGGCCUGGGAAAGGGCUGGGGACACUUCUGUCCUGGAACUGAGGGGCUCCUUUCCCAGGGAAAAAACGGAAACACACUUCAGGGGGGAAGGAACCUGCUUUUCGCCCAGGGAAGUUGAGGGAUGGAAGGGGAGGCUUCUUUUGGUGUCUGAGCUGGAGCACUAAGUUGGUGCCCUGAGGUCCUGGUGACACUGGCAGGGUGGGGAGGUGGCUCUGCUGCUCCUUCCCUUGUGGCACCGACCAUGGAGGUUCCCAGCAGGGCCCAGGUAAAGAGUUAGUCUUCUAUGAACAGUGGCUCCUUUGGAUUUGUCUUCUGCUAGGCUGAAUUUUCACCAAGGGUGAUUGGAUCUUGAUCUCCACAAAGUGCCAGUGGCUACUGGCACCUCCUUCUCUUUCUGUUCUGAAUGUAAAGUUGGAGCCCCCUCCCUGCAGCUCCUGCUCCUGCAGCCCCAGGUCUAGCUGUGCAUGUUUUAGGGAUCAUGCUGUUACCAUGUUCAUUUGGAUGAUUUCUUGUCUUACGUACAAACAAUUUUUAAAGAAAAUCCUUCCUUUCCUUCUUGAGGAUGCACUGAGGCAUUAGUGUAAAAAACCAUUACCUUGAUUUCAAUAAAAUUCCUGUACAGAAAGCAGAGUUCCAUAGUUCUGUGGAACACCUACCUUGGGAAUGCUCCGUGCUGAUGCAGGGGGAAGUUUUGGAAGCAGGCUCAUGCUUCGGGAUGAGGGAGUUGGAUUUCCUCUUGGACUUGCAGAAAUUGUUGGAGUUGUUGAUUGUUAUCUCAGUUCAAGGCAAAGCUGCAUUUUAAUGGUAUCAGCCAGGACAUGGGAUGAUAGAGAAUACUGGGAGCUGAAGUGAGAUCACUUGGUGUGAGAACAGCUCAGAAAAACAAAGGGAUAAAAUUAACAGCUCCAAGUGUGAUGGUUCUGUCAGAGCUGUGCUCUCUUCCCUCCUGAAGUGAGACAGCCUCUCCCAAGUGCCUGUCAGCAUCAGGUUUGUACUGGAAACACCUAGGAAUCCCAGCAAAAUCCAACCUCAGCACCUUCCUGCUGCUCUGUUCAGCCUGGAACUGCAUCCAGGUCUGCACCUCCACAGCCAGCCAGGCUGGAACACAUGGAAACAAUCCCACCUGAGGGGCUUUAACUGGGAUGUAGCCUUCAACUAAUUAAUAGCUGACUCUUUCAGGAAGUUUCUCUUCUUCACCUACUUGUUACAUGUCCAUGGAAGAGCAGCAGCUCUUGACUCAGGUGGGUGGAUAAAGGCAGUGACUGGAAAAUCCCCUUUGGAAUUCAGGGCACAGGAAGGGCAACAGGAGAACCAUCCAGUAAUAGAGAAAUCAGACAGAUGUGGCUGCUCUUUUACCUUUCUGUGCCCUGGGAAGAUCAAUGUGAGCAGGGUCCAGCUGUGCCAGCAGGGAGAGGUCUUGGAAAAGAAUGUUCUGGAUGAGGGGAGAGCCUCAACAGGGCAGUGCUGGGACCCCAUGGAGCUUUAUCAGGGUGGAAGUGGCAGCCCGGGACAAAGCAGCAGCUCCAGCUGAGCCUCCUGGGCCCCUUCUCUGCCCUGUGAGUGCUGCUGGUGCCAGCCCUGGCCUGGCAGGGGCUGGGUGAUGGCACAGGAACACUCCUGGGCCCCUCACAGCACUGUGGGCACAACUGUCUCUUCUUUUCCUGGAUCACAAGAGAUCCCUGCAGUGCAGGAACUUCCCCUGUGCUGCUUCCUGCCUUUGGUUCUGCUCAGGCCACGUGUGGAUGUUUCAGAAAUUGCAUACACUGAGUGCCUUGUCCUUCUGAUCUCUGCAGAAUUAAAGGUAAAUCUCACUCCUUGCAUCCUACCA
Messenger RNA from Vidua macroura (Pin-tailed whydah), 3880 nucleotides. It is a transcript of the gene VAMP7, whose product is annotated as vesicle associated membrane protein 7. The record is from RefSeq and is a predicted model, not a curated record. Gene Ontology annotation, biological process: vesicle fusion; exocytosis. Gene Ontology annotation, cellular component: SNARE complex; membrane. Gene Ontology annotation, molecular function: SNAP receptor activity; SNARE binding. NCBI's taxonomy places the organism in Eukaryota, Metazoa, Chordata, Aves, Passeriformes, Viduidae. The coding region runs from base 351 to 1013 and encodes 220 amino acids. The transcript has 9 exons.